Molecule: messenger RNA, 2181 nt
Organism: Fusarium graminearum PH-1
Lineage: Eukaryota; Fungi; Ascomycota; Sordariomycetes; Hypocreales; Nectriaceae
Exons: 5
Coding region: 1-2181 (726 amino acids)
Biological process (GO): lipid metabolic process
Source: RefSeq, a predicted model, not a curated record
AUGGACGACGCCGAAGCCAACAUGGAGAUCCUGUCUCUUAGUCAAGGGGAGUAUGUGGCACAUCAUGGGGAGCGAUAUCCAGGUGUUCUUCUCGUGAUAGACGGUACUUUGGAGGCGCGAAAUGAGGACACGAAAAAUACACAAUCAGCCAAGGUACCAAUGUCCAAGUUAAGCCCCGGUGACAUGAUCGGUCACAGCAGCUUAAUUCAAAACAACAAAUCUCAAUUCGACUUUAGAGCAGUAACAAAGUCAACAGUUGGCCUGUUGCCGAGAACCUUCCUUCGGCGGCUUACGGACCUGUGCCCUCAGAUGUUGGUGGUGCUGGCUGCCAAGAUGCAUGAUCUUCUACCCCCUUUGAUUUCACUGAUAGACUUUACGCUGGACUGGUCAACGAUCAAAGCUGGAGGAGAGAUCUACAAAAAGGGAGACGUUAUUGAUUGCAUCUCUCUUGUCGUCAAAGGACGUAUCCGCAUUAGUGAAGAGAGCACAGCCGCCGGAGAUAUGCACAUCAAGGAGUAUGGUCCAGGAAAUGCCUUCGGCGUGCUCGAGUUCCACACAAACCACCCAAGGCCAUCUGCAGCUCACGCGAUCCGAAAGUCCGAAAUAGCACAAUUACAAAAGUCAGCUUACCAGAAACUCAUCAACUACGCACCCGAUCUAGGAACAAAGCUCUGGGGCAGUAUCGCUCAACCACCCCGGACUGACCAGGCCCAACCGAAUACAAUGCCAUCAGACCCUAAUCGUCUUCGGAGUAUUGCUGUGUUCCCACUCUCUGUCGAAGUCCCCGCUGCAAAGUGCGCAACACUUCUAUCUUCUGCGUUAGUGACGCUCGGUAUUUACGACAAGGAAAGUGUAUCGUUUGUGGAGUCUCAUAGUGUCAUCAGUGCUAUAGGUGAUUCUGUGUUCACUGAUGCUGGGAAUAAGUAUUUGGAGGAUUACGUCGCUCAUGUCGAGCAAAAUUCUAAUUUAUCUAUACUUGUUGGAGAGAAUUCGGUGGACUCGACGUGGAACGAUAUUUGUAUUUCAACGGCUGAUCUGAUUAUCCUCAUGGCUAUGGAUGAUGCGGAUCCAAGAAUAACCAGAGUCGAGUUGAAGCUGGAGAGACAUGGAACACUUGCCCAGAAGGUUCUUGUCCUCGUUGAUGAUGGGGAAGACGAGUUUUGCCCUCAGGCUAUCACGAGACCAUACAUACAACGCCUGGCACGUCGCAUAACUGGACGGUCAAUCGCUGUCGUAUUCGGCGGAGGUGGCGCUCGCGGAUUCGCCCACUUGGGUACCCUGCAAGCUCUCGAGGAGGAAGGUAUACCGUUUGACAUAGUGGGUGGUACUUCUAUGGGUGCCUUUAUUGGUGCUCUAUACUCAAGCCACAUGUCUAUUGAUCGCACGGUAGAGGCUGCCAGGGCUUUUAGCAAGGUGUCGCGCUGGUACAGAUAUCUUAUGGAUUUCACGAUGCCUGUCUUGGCUUGGACAUCUGGCACCAUGUUUACGAGCCACGUAUCUUCGGCCAUGGACCAAGACCUAGAUUCCAGUGAUCUAAGAUUGGCGUUUUAUUGCAAUGCGACGAACAUGAGUCAAGGUGGUCGAGGUCAGACUAUGUAUCCCCAAGCCCGGUCUCUUUGGCAGAUGGUUCGGGCUUCUAUGAGCAUCCCACCCAUCUUUCCGCCGUUUGCCGUGGAGGGGGAGGGCGAUAUCCUUGUUGAUGGGUGCUUCUCGGCCAACGUUCCUGUCUUCCCAGCUUUGUCACUUGGUGCUGAGAUUGUUCUGGCAUUCGAUGUCUCCAACACAGCUGGUGCGCCGCCACCACAAACACUUGGCCAAUCAGUAUCAGGAUGGUGGAAUUUUGCUCAAAUGAUGUUCCCUUGCACGAGUUCACGAAAGCCACACAGAGAUUCACCGCAUGGGGCUGUGGGGUCUGAUGGAGACGUCUGGGGCUCGCUGCAACUGCUCGAACUUAUAACGUUUUCAACCAACACCAACGAGAUCAAGGCCAUUCAGGACACUCCGGAGUGUUUGUAUAUGCUGCAUGAUUUGGGUAAAACUGGGACAUUUGAUAUGGAAAAGUUUGAUGAUAUACGGGAGAUGGGGUAUGAGGGUGCGAAGAAGUGGUUGCGAGAUUUGAAGAGAUCUGGCAAACUGGAUCAUCUCGCACUUCCCAGGGGUAUCAAGACUGAGAGAGUUUAG